This is a messenger RNA of Asparagus officinalis (garden asparagus), 2553 nucleotides long. RefSeq names its product DNA polymerase alpha subunit B. Gene Ontology annotation, biological process: DNA replication; DNA replication initiation. The coding region runs from base 86 to 1951 and encodes 621 amino acids. The record is from RefSeq and is a predicted model, not a curated record. Gene Ontology annotation, cellular component: alpha DNA polymerase:primase complex. The transcript has 16 exons. Gene Ontology annotation, molecular function: DNA binding. NCBI's taxonomy places the organism in Eukaryota, Viridiplantae, Streptophyta, Magnoliopsida, Asparagales, Asparagaceae.
CGUUCUCUGUUUCCCGCCAUUUUUUAUUCCCGCCCUCUGAAGCUGGUAAAAUCCCCUUCUCUCCCCUUGAAACCCUAGUUUCGCAAUGGACGCCGAAAUCAAAGCCGAGUUCGAGAGGAACGGUUUCUUGUUUCAAGAAGAAGAAGAGCAGAUCCUUCAGAAAUGUCUGAGCAUGUGCAUCAAUUACAGUCUCAGCCCUUCGGAUCUGGUCUCCAACUGGGAGAUUUACUAUCUCAACAGGCAACUAAGCGGAUUAGUGUUAGAAAGCUCUCACAUGGAUGGUUUAUUAUUGUAUAUUCAGAAUGAUAUGAAGGAAAAACUCAUCAAGGAGGAACCUCAUUUGCAUAUCUACUCAAGUAAUGAUGUUGACAUGCUUCUAAAUGAUGAACAUGAUAGUAACAAAGAAGACAACUUUGAAUCACCCAGCUGUUUGCAUGAAAGGCCAUUUUCAGAGACAUCUAACGGAUCAUCAACGCCCACAACGAAUGAAAAGCCUUCAUCUUCAAAGAACUCGAAAAUAAUCAACGAUCGUAUAACUCCAUUUGGACAACGAAUAAAUAAAUUUGUAUCACAAUUUACUUUCAAUACUCAGAAUCAGGUGACUCAAUCAAGAAGUCAAGAGCUUGAAAAUGAAGAUGAUGAUGUCAUUAGAAGAGUACAACCAGGUGAAAGAUGCUCUUUGCACAUUCAUAGUUCACAGCCAGAACCAGGUUGCAGGUUCAUGUUUGACAGAGUCGAAGAUCGGUUUAAUUAUCUUGAGAACCGCAUUAAAAGACAUGCUCUCGCAUAUGCUGCAUCUGGACUGCAUGGAGAAGUCACUGAUGCCACAUUGGCGUCACAGAACAGUAUGUUUGCCGUGGGCAUGGUUUGUAGUGAUGGGGAAGGUUGUCUUAAUGGGAAGUCUAUCCUAUUACAAGGAAGUGUUGAGCAUUCUGGAGGGCAGCGUGUGCGUCUUGAUCUCGAGAAAUUAGACCAAUUUUCGUUAUUUCCUGGUCAGGUCAUUGGCAUUGAGGGCCAUAAUCCUAGUGGACACUGUUUGAUUGCAUCAAAAGUGAUUGAUUUGAUGCCUUAUUCUGAUGUCACCAGUCUGCCUCCAGCAAAAAGGCAAGCCAUAGACCAUCAACCAAAUUCUGAGCCUAGUAUGUUGAGAAUGCUAUCAAUGGUUAUUGCAGCUGGUCCUUUCACAACUAUAGAUAAUCUAUUGUUUGAGCCUUUGACAGAAUUGCUAGCAUAUGCAAGGAGAAGACAACCCCAGCUGCUUAUUUUGAUGGGACCUUUUGUCGACUCUGAGCACCCAGAGAUUAAAAAGGGAACUGUUGACAGAACCUUCGAUGAGAUAUUUCAUGUAGAAAUCAUUAGAAGGUUGCAAGACUACACUGAAUUUAUGGGUUCUUCUGCUCGUGUGAUUCUCAUGCCAUCUACACGUGAUGCUAACCAUGACUUCGUUUUUCCUCAGCCUGCGUUUGAUAUCCAUCUGCCAGAGGGUAUGAAGAAUCAGAUAGCUUUUCUUACAAACCCCGUCCUUUUCAGUGCAAAUGAGAUCACAGUUGGUUGCUGCACUGUGGAUAUUUUGAAACAGCUUAGUAGUGAGGAGAUUUCACGAAAACCAGCUGGUGCCCAUGGAGAUCGUAUUGGACGUCUUGCAGCUCACUUACUAAACCAACACAGCUAUUAUCCUCUAUAUCCACCGUUCGAGAGUGUUCCUUGGGAUCUUUCCCUUUCACCCGAAGCAUUAGAAAUCCCCUCAAUCCCAGAUCUCCUGUUGCUUCCCUCAGAUCUUGCUACAUUUGUAAAGGUCUUGACCAUUGGAGAAGGAAACGAAGGAGAAACAAUCAAAUGCAUUUGUGUGAACCCUGGAAGAUUAUCCAAGGGCAUCGGCGGGGGUACAUUUGUCGAGAUUAACUACAAUGGAGAUCCCGAAAGCACAAAUGCAUCAGUCAUCCGCAUAUAGAUUUUCAAAGGGACUUGUAGUUUGGCUUGUUUGCCGAUAAUUUACCUCCUGCCUCAUCUGAGUAGAUCAAAGUGAAGAUGCCCUUUCAUAUCAAAGUUGAGUGGUAUUGACCCAUGAUAUAUACCAAAUAUUCUAGAAGGUUUCGAUUUCUGUACUUCAGAUCUCUAUGGUGUACAAUGGUUUGAUUUGGCCCUAAGGCCUAGUCCUAUCUAUAUAAAAGAGGAGAAAAGAUGGGGUAUUAAGGUAUGGGAAGCUACUAGGAACAGGUGGACGACUAGAGUCACUCUCCAGUUAUGUAAGUUUAGAUUCUUCACUUACUGGAAACCUAAGAUUACACAAUAAUUUCCUUUUUGUAUGACAAAUAAAAUGUCUGACAAAAUGACUUCUUGAAGGAGACUCAAGAUAAUGCCUCACUCUCCAGUUAUGUAAGUUUAGAUUCUUCACUUACUGGAAACCUAAGAUUACACAAUAAUUUCCUUUUUGUAUGACAAAUAAAAUGUCUGACAAAAUGACUUCUUGAAGGAGACUCAAGAUAAUGCCUCACUCUCCAGUUAUGUAAGUUUAGAUUCUUCACUUACUGGAAACCUAAGAUUACACAAUAA